CCGUUCCCCAUUUUGCUCAAACCAAACCGAAAACCCACUUGCUCAAUCUAUCUGAUUUGCUUAAAAAAGCUCAGAAUUAUCUGCCUCUUUCCAUCUCUCUCUCCCUCCUACUGCAGUUUCAGUUCGGGUUUUUGUUUUCACCAGAACGGUGAGGCAAAUCUGACUGUUGAUUGACUUAAUCAAACCCACUUGGUGCUGUUUGAUUGAUCACAGCCGUUGAGCUGUUUCUGUUGUCUGGAAGUUACUUGCUUAAACGGUAGUUGGGUUGGCUUCACUUGCCGUUUAUAGCAAGUGAACCAACUUGGGCUUGGUCAAGUGAACCAACUAUACACAACUAAAAUAGAAACAUGGGUUUGGUUUAAUUAUUAUUAUGAUGCCUGUCUUUGUUGUUGAUGUUGUUCAGGUUUUUGUCUAAAAUUGGAAAUAAAAAAAAUUAAAUAAUUGAUUUUUUGGGUGAGUGUACGGAAGGUGUUUGAUCUAAUUAGUCCAUGGAAUGUUUGAUCCAAGCCCUGAAAUUUGAAAGCUUGAAGGUGGGUUUGGUAUGUGCUGAGGUUGCUGAGAUAUUUUCAAUGGAAGUUCUUUAGUAGCGUGGUUUUUGACGUGCAUCUGAGCUGAUUUUGAUCAUAAAUUUUCUGGAUAUGGAGAGUAAGGAGCUGAAUUUAAAUAAGGAGUGUGGUGCUGGUGUUGGAAAUAGUAAGGGGGGUGGAGAUGGGUUUGUUGAUAGAAGCAAAGUGAGGAUUUUGCUAUGUGAUAACGAUGCCAAUAGUUCGGAGGAGGUUUUUUCGCUUCUCGUGAAGUGUUCUUAUCAGGUGACUGCAGUGAGGUCAGCUAGACAGGUGAUUGAUGCAUUGAAUGCUGAGGGAUCUGAUAUUGAUAUCAUACUUGCUGAAGUUGAUCUCCCCAUGACUAAAGGCAUGAAGAUGUUGAAGUACAUCAUGCGGGAUAAAGAGCUACGACGCAUACCUGUUAUCAUGAUGUCGGCACAGGAUGAAGUCUCUGUUGUUGUCAAGUGCUUGAGGUUAGGUGCAGCCGACUAUCUUGUAAAGCCUCUACGAACUAAUGAAUUAUUGAACUUGUGGACACAUAUGUGGAGAAGAAGGCGAAUGCUUGGCUUGGCAGAAAAUAACAUUUUGAACUAUGAGUUUGAUCUGGUGGCAUCAGACCCGAGUGAUGCUAAUACAAAUAGUACUACUAUGUUCUCAGAUGAUACAGAUGACAGGUCUCGGAGAAGCACCAAUCCAGAGACAGGAAUGUCAACUCAUCAGGAAACCGAAUCUAUUGCUGUUGCCGUUGUUGCAGCUGCCGCCGCUGCAGCUGUGGCCACCAUUGCAAACACUAGCAACACUGCUGCUGCUGCUUUUGUGCCUCCUCUAUCUGAUGAACCAGAAUGUCGGCCUGAUGUGCCUGGAAUUUGUGACCGCCGGACGGGUCAAUUUUCAGCUGGUCCAAAGAAAAGUGAACUAAAGAUUGGUGAGUCAUCAGCCUUCUUCACCUAUGUUAAAUCAAGCAUGCCUAAAAGCAAUGCCCCGGGGAUUAUCAAUGUUGAUGAUAAUUCUACUCAAAAUGUGAGGAUGGAAGAGAAAUGUCAACCAUGCGGUCAACAGGUGAUUAUUGAUACACAAAUACAUGAAAAUGGAGAGGCAUGGGAAAACUGUUCUCAAGGAGAUGAGUUUCCUAGCAGUAGUAGUGUCCCAGAUUCUCUUUCCUUGGACAGGUCCUCUACCCCUACAGUGUCUAUGGAUUUUCCACAAAAAAGGCAUUUCAUAAACGAAAAGUUUGCUCAGGCACAUGCACCUCCUAGAAAUGAACCUCAGCACGAACUAUCGGGUUUACCUGCACAAACCACAUAUCCUUAUUAUAUGUCAGGCGCAAUGCAUCAAGUUAUGAUGCCAUCAUCAGCACAUCUGUUUCGAAAGAAUCUUCAUGACCUUCAAAAUCAUGCUACUUCAGCAAUGCUUCCUCAGUACAGUCACCUACCACAGUGUCUCCCUCAUGUAAAUGGCAUGGCACCUUUCCCCUAUUACUCAGUUGGUAUGUGCUUACAACCUGGUCAGAUGUCUGCUAACUCAUGGGCGUCAUUUGGGAGUCCAUCAUCCUCUGAAGUGAAGUUGAAUAAAGGUGACAGAAGAGAAGCUGCAUUGAUGAAGUUUAGACAGAAAAGGAAGGAGCGCUGUUUUGAUAAGAAAAUUAGGUAUGAUAAUAGAAAACGGCUUGCUGAACGGAGGCCCCGUGUGCGGGGACAAUUUGUUAGGAAGAUAAAUGGUGUAAAUGUGGAUCUUAAUGGGCAACCUGCUUCAGGUGAUUAUGAUGAGGAUGAAGAUGACGAGGAAGAGCAGGCAUCAAGAGACUAUUCUCCUGAAGAUGAUACUUCAGGAUAUUAAUUUGAAGUUGUUGGUUAUUGAUGAAGGGUUUAUUCUUUCGAUGUGGCAACCUGCAGUUACAAAGCUUUUGUUCCGGAAAUCUCUGCACCUUUAGCUGUUUCCCGUCUUGACAAACAAGAACUAAUGUUUGAUGGCUUAAUUGUGGAAUACAAACAUAAAUCCAUUGUUUGGAGGACACGAAUCAGGCCAAGUAGAGACAUUUGGUGCUUCCAAUGCAUACGCAUCGGGGUGGUUGAGGUGAUGUUAAUGUUCAUGUGGCACUUUGGAUGUCCCUUUUUCUUCACUCUGUUUUGAUUAUCAUUGGGUACCUAUCAAAUGGAGUGUAUGAGUUUUAAGUAUUCCGCCAUUGCAUAUGCGGGGGAAGGAUGCAAUCGCUACUUUGUAUUAUCUCCAUGGUCAUAUAUUUAAACAAUGCGAAUAAAAACCUUCGCAAUAUCUGUUUAGAAAUGUUGGCCUUAUGGGAAAUCGCUCCAAACGAGCAUGUAAUCUUGUAUGGAGUUUUAUAAUGAAAUGGAAAGCAUAGACUUUCGUCUUAA
Molecule: messenger RNA, 2917 nt
Organism: Pistacia vera
Lineage: Eukaryota; Viridiplantae; Streptophyta; Magnoliopsida; Sapindales; Anacardiaceae
Product: two-component response regulator-like APRR1
Exons: 7
Coding region: 639-2381 (580 amino acids)
Biological process (GO): phosphorelay signal transduction system; cytokinin-activated signaling pathway
Molecular function (GO): protein binding
Source: RefSeq, a predicted model, not a curated record